Molecule: messenger RNA, 1511 nt
Organism: Monopterus albus (swamp eel)
Lineage: Eukaryota; Metazoa; Chordata; Actinopteri; Synbranchiformes; Synbranchidae
Gene: pdcd2
Product: programmed cell death 2
Exons: 8
Cellular component (GO): cytoplasm; nucleus
Source: RefSeq, a predicted model, not a curated record
GGGCUGGAGUGUGAGAUAUGCCGCCUGCCCAUGGCCUUUCUGCUGCAGGUGUACGCACCCAUAUCCGGUCAGGACAGAAGUUUCCACAGGACGCUCUUUGUGUUCUGCUGUAAAACCCCUGAGUGUUACACACGCAACGACAGCCGCUGUAUUAAAGUUUUCAGGAGUCAACUUCCCAGGAGGAACGAGUUCUACCCAUACGAUCCACCGCCAGAUGAAACCCCCACUGAUCCUGAACAGGACCAAAGUGUGUUGCCUAUCUCUGGAGUUAAACUCUGUUGGGUGUGUGGUUGCCUUGGCAACAAGGCCUGCUCCCGCUGUCACACUGUGACCUACUGUGGAAAACACCACCAGACCCUCCACUGGAAACACACACAUAAGAAGGAGUGUUGCAGUCAAGAAGCGUCCGUUGUGACAACUUCUCCCUUCCUCUUCCCUGAGUUUGAGCUGGUCACUGAACCUGAGGAGGAGGAGGAGGAGCAGGAAAAGGGGAAUGAGAAAGACACAAAGGAGGCUGAAGAAGGAGAAGAGGACAGCACUCAGAUUGGUGUAGACUGUCCCCCUUUAGCAGAUGCCCUGGCAGAGGCAGACCUGGAGGAGAUGGCCCUGCAUGAGACUGAAGACAACAGAGUGUUCCAGCGGUUUAAAAAGUGGAUUGCUCCAGAACCACAUCAGGUGGUGCGUUACAGCCGAGGCAGCUCUCCCUUGUGGGUUUCUUCUCAGCACAUCCCUUCAGAUCAGGAUAUCCCACCAUGCAUUUGUGGUGCCCAGAGGACUUUUGAGUUUCAGGUGAUGCCGCAGCUGUUAAACAGUCUGUGCGUGGACUCGACAGGAGCCAGUGUCGACUGGGGGACGCUGGUGGUCUACACAUGCUCUGCCAGCUGUAACCAUGAUGAGCAGUACUGCCCCGAAGUUAUCUGGAAACAGGACUUCAGCUCAGAUCAGCACACACAGAUGAAAUACUCUUAAUGGGUAAAUCCCAGUCGUCUUACUUUAUCGUUCCUCACUCAACUCAGAAGUCGUUCCGGUCUGCCAUUUGAAAAACGUCCCAAAGCUUGAGUGAGGCUGCUGGAUGAGACGGGUAUAAGGAUUCACAACAAAUCAGUUGCGCAAGUCAUGACCCUUUAUUGGAAAUCAGCUGGUGAUUGGAUGCUUCAGAUAAAGGAUAAGAGGAAAGGACUUUUCACAUCAGUAUAAAACACAUUUCCCUCAGUUCCUCUCUCCUUGUAAUUGUUCCUCAUAUCUUAUGUGGGCAGGAUUAAAACAAAGAAAAAGUACAUGUGAGGGAAAGUGGAUACAGUUAAGGGAAUUGGGAUUCAUCCUACAGGAGAUCCUGCACAUCUAUUGUUUUUAAAUUCUGGUUAACAUGUUUGUGAAAACACAGGUCGGAAAUACCACUUUCAGUGCCACAUACUGUUUGAACAACUGACAGUCAGCAAAACAACAUAUCAGCUUGUGCCUUAAUGUAUAAAAGUUUGUGACAAAGUUGACUAAAUAAGUGUUCUUCUGGU